AUGAGCCAAUCCACGGAAACCAUUGCAUAUGUCGUACAUCAGUUCCAUUUUGCCGAAGAAAUCAAGCGUGUUGUUACCAAUCAACCGUGCCGAAAACUUGGGAAUUUACGCCCGGUUUACGUCAAUAGGCUUCUCCGCGUGGGUGGUCGGUUGGAUCGCUCGCAGUUACCUUUCGAGAACCGUCAUCCUAUAAUAUUGCUGGAUAAGGAUUUGGUGGUGCGGCUGCUAGUGCAACAGAUGCACAUCGAGUUAAUCCACAUCUACCAUUCGUUUCAUCACCCGUUGUUGCGUCAGAUGUUAUCGGACCAAUCCUACCACCAGCUAAUGGGAAACCUGCCAGAGUCGAGAGUAGUACCUUCCCCUCCAUUCGCCGUAACAGGUGUCGACUAUGCCGGGCCCUUUUGGACGAAACAAGAAUCGCGUCGACCUGCAAUAGUGAAAUCAUACGUAGCAGUGUACGUUUAUAUGACGACUAAGGCCGUUCACCUGGAGGCCGUAUCCGAUUUGAGCACCGAUGCUUUCCUGGCUUCUCUUCGACGACUGAUAGCUCGACGGGGCAUGAUUCGUGAAUUGCACUCGGAUAAUUUCCGAGGUGCCAACCAUGAAUUGAGAGCAUUGUACCAGCAAUUCCAUAAUCAACAAUUCGUUGAGUUGAUUCAGUCUUUUUGUAGCAGCCGUAAAAUCGAGUGGCACUUCAUUCCACCAGAUGCCCCUGAAUUUGGCGGCUUGUGGGAAGCGGCGGUGAAAUCCUGCAAAACUCAUCUAAAACGUAUUGUCGGUAACGUGAAGUUAACUUCUGAGGAACUAGCGACAGUCUUAACACAGAUUGAGGCUGUCAUGAACUCCACACCGCUGUUCACCAUCUCCAAUGAUCCAGCAGAUCCACUUGUGAUCACGCCAGCUCACUACCUCAUCGGUCGAUCACUUACAGCUCCCGCUGAACCAUCGUUAGAAGAUGUCAAGGAUUCACGUUUGGGCCGCUGGCAGCAUCUCCAGCUUCUCCGUGAACAAUUUUGGCGUGCUUGGAGCCGAGACUAUUUAAACACCGUACAACCCAGGAAAAAGUACCUACGAGAGAUGCCCAACAUUCGUGUCGGCAUGAUUGUGCUACUGCAUGAUCGAAAUCAACCUCCUCAAUAA
Wyeomyia smithii (pitcher-plant mosquito) is the source of this 1140-nucleotide messenger RNA. RefSeq lists its product as uncharacterized. The transcript has 2 exons. Bases 1 to 1140 code for a protein of 379 amino acids. Gene Ontology annotation, biological process: DNA integration. Lineage: Eukaryota; Metazoa; Arthropoda; Insecta; Diptera; Culicidae. Gene Ontology annotation, molecular function: nucleic acid binding. The record is from RefSeq and is a predicted model, not a curated record.